AUGGACAUGGGAAUGGUUGCUUUAUACAUUUUGUUGGCUUUACUAAGCCAAGGAAAUGGGCAACAGACACCUUUCAACGUAGUUGUUGCACAAAACGGCUCAGGCAAUUUCACUACUAUUGGAGAGGCAAUCGCUGCUGCACCAAAUUACAGCAAUGAAAAGUACUACAUUCAGUUAAAGGGAGGAUUCUAUUUCGAGAGCAUAGUUGUUGGAAUAGAGAAGACGAACAUCGUCCUCAUUGGGGAAGGCAUGCGGAGAACUAGAAUCUCAGGCAACAAAAGCGCUGGCGGUGGGUUUGAUACAGUUUCCACAUCAACUGUAGGGAUAUUCGGGAAUGGAUUCAUGGCACAAGGUAUAACUUUUGAAAACUCGGCUGGACCACGUAUGAAUCAAUCAGUUGCAUUAUUGGCAAAAGCUGAUAACUUGACCUUCUACAAAUGCCGGUUUAGCGGAUACCAAGACACCUUAUACACUGCAGAAGGAAAGCAAUUUUUCAGAGACUGCAUAGUCAUUGGAACAAUAGACUUCAUACUAGGUGACGCUGCAGUUGUAUUCCAAAACUGUGUGAUUCUUGCCCGAAAACCAUUACAUGGGCAGUAUCUCAUCAUCACUGCACAACAAAGACUGACUGGCGAAGAGAACACUGGAACAAUCCUCCAGAAUUGCACGAUAAAAGCGACAAGAAAUUUGCUGAAAGAAGAAUUAAAAUUCAAAUGCUACUUAGGCAGGCCCUGGGGGCGUUAUUCAAGAGUUGUAGUACUGCAGAGUUUCAUAGAUUCUGUCAUCACUCCAACAGGUUGGGUCCCAUGGCCAGGGGAACCAACCAAUGACGUAUUUUACGCUGAGUAUGACAACAGGGGACCAGGGGCAAACAGGGCGCUAAGAGUACCGUGGUCUACGGUUAUUACCAAUGUUGCACAGGCAUCUCAAUUUACACCAAGAAGUUUCCUGCAAGGAGGUGAUUGGAUACCUUCAAGUGUACCCCGUUAUCUAGAUUUAAUCCAAGAUUCUACCAGUGUACUUCGUUGA
Messenger RNA from Coffea eugenioides, 1029 nucleotides. RefSeq names its product pectinesterase-like. Gene Ontology annotation, biological process: cell wall modification. Bases 1 to 1029 code for a protein of 342 amino acids. The transcript is spliced from 2 exons. Gene Ontology annotation, molecular function: pectinesterase inhibitor activity; pectinesterase activity. The record is from RefSeq and is a predicted model, not a curated record. NCBI's taxonomy places the organism in Eukaryota, Viridiplantae, Streptophyta, Magnoliopsida, Gentianales, Rubiaceae.